Molecule: messenger RNA, 2424 nt
Organism: Hirsutella rhossiliensis
Lineage: Eukaryota; Fungi; Ascomycota; Sordariomycetes; Hypocreales; Ophiocordycipitaceae
Exons: 5
Coding region: 1-2424 (807 amino acids)
Source: RefSeq, a predicted model, not a curated record
AUGCUCCCCCGAAAGAGACAGCGACCAAACCCGGCCGGGGCUGCUGGCUCGUGUAGCCUGCCGACAACGGCCUUAUCGCGCGAGUUCGCUACGUCACAGGGCGCAUCAGCCUCUCACCAGCCGCCGCCGACUCCUCUCCUGCGGUCCCACCGCAGCAUCGCCGCCCUAUCUGCGAGGAGCAACGAGAAGCAGGUUCGCAAGGCCAAGAGCUGGUACGGUUCCUGGCCAAGAGCACCGAACAAAGCCUGGGCCUCGACGUCGGUUGCGCGGGAAAAUAUCCUGGGCGGCACGCUCAGGGCAGCCAGAGCCUCGGACCUGAGUCGCUUCGAGCCGAAAAAGGGCGACGACGCUGUGAGCAUGCUCAGCGCAUGCACCGCUUUGCCACUGCCCGGUGUGCCAGAGAACGCCAUGACGACAGACGAGAACGACCAAAGGGACGUCAAGCCCCCGUCAUCAGAAAGAGCAGGGAAGAACGCAUCAGGCGACGCAAAACUACGAGUUCUCUGGCUGGGCUGGUGGUCGAGAACGCCCGUUGCCGAGGACCAGGCAGAGUCAUCAGCGAACUGUGCGCUGCCUGAAGCCGAGAACGAUACCGAUGUGCCUCGGCAGCCUGUCCUUAUUCCUCCCGAGCAAACUGCACCUGAUGAUGCGUCUACCGUGUCGGCCCCGGCCAGCGCGCCGACAUACGCAUCGACGUCCUGGUUUGGAUUCUGGUCGUCUUCCAGCGAUGCCAAACCGCCGCCAGAGGCCAGCGCCGAAGACGCCACGGCCGAGGGGGGAGCCGAGGAUACCGUCAUGACGGACGCGGCCCCUGCUGCAGCACCUCCAGCCCCAUCACUGCCUCAGAAGCGUGAGCCAGCGCCCAAGGCUGGCUCCACGUGGGCUUUCUGGUCGAGGGAAUCGCCCAAGGCGGGCAGUGAGGUGGCGACUUCGGAGGCAGGCGAAAUUGCGGUCAUGGGCGAGGGCUCCGAGGCCCGUCCGCAGCCCAUGGCCGAGGGCGACGUCUCGGGGUCGCGGAGCAGGGGUCAGAAGGCGGACCCCAAAGCAAAGCUGGGUCGCAAGACGACAUGGCGCAGAGCAGACAUUGCGUCGGAGCCCGAGCCCGAGCUCAAUGCAACGCCAGCCACGCCCAGGACGGAGACGCCGACCGAAGGUGCCGGCGACGCGGCGGCUGCAGCAACCAAGCUGCCGCCCAACCUGGUGCUGCCCUGCUUCACCAGCACCUACGAGAUGAAGGAAAACCCGUCGAUCCUGCGGCAAAUCACAAACUUUCUGCUGCGUACGUCGCAGCCGGCGGCCAACCACGUGCUGCGCGUCAAGGACACGCCGCGGAUACGCAAGGCCCUUGCCAUUGGCGUUCACGGGCUCAUCCCCGCGACGUACCUGCGGCCGAUGAUCGGGCAGCCGACGGGCACAUCGCUGCGGUUUGCGAGCCUGGGCGCCGAUGCGAUCCGCAGGUGGGCCGACGCACACGGGUGCGCUGACUGCGACAUUGAAAAGGUGGCGCUCGAGGGCGAGGGCCGCAUCGGCGAGCGCGUCGACAACCUGUGGAAGCUGAUGCUCAACUGGAUCGACCACAUCCGGCGGGCCGACCUCAUCGUCGUGGCGUCGCACUCGCAGGGCGUACCCGUCAGCAUCAUGCUACUGGAGAAGCUCAUUGAGCUGGGGCUAAUCACCGACGCGAAGAUUGGCGUGUGCGCCAUGGCCGGCGUCGCCCUCGGGCCCUUUCCCGACUACCGGUCCAGCAUCCUGAUGGGCUCGGCCGCCGAGCUGUGGGACUUUGGCAACCCGCAGAGCGCCAUUUCGCUGCGCUUCGAGACAGCCCUCAAGCGCAUCCUCGACUACGGCGCGCGCGUCACCUUUAUCGGCAGCAUCGACGACCAGCUGGUGCCCAUGGAGUCCGCUGUCUACUCGCCGGCCAGCCACCCGUACAUCUACCGCGCCGUCUUCAUCGACGGACGCAUCCACGCGCCCGACUUCAUCGCGCACCUGGUCGGCUUCGCGCUGAAGCUGCGCAACUUGGGCAUCUCGGACCACGGGCUGAUCCGCGAGCUGUCGGCGCCGCUGGCCGGCUCGCUGUACUCGGGCGAGGGCCACUCGCGCCUGUACUACGACGACGCCGUCUACGACCUGGCCGUGGCGCACACGCUCGAGACGUCGGCGGUGCCCCGCGGCGUCCCCUGCCAGAUGCGGCCGCAUGCGGGCGCCGCCGCGGAUGGUGGUGGUGGUGCAGGGCUGCUAGCGUCGCCAAAUCCCUACGUGCUCCCCUGGAUCAUGCGCGGCGUGCUCGAGGAGGACUUUGUCAAGACGGAGCUUGGCGCCGAGACGGAGGAGCUGCUGCGCCAGUUUGACGACUGGAGGCCCACGACAAAGGCCCUGCGCGACGUCAAGUACCGCCUCGAGGCUGUGCGGUCCAAGCUAUAG